Prunus armeniaca (apricot) is the source of this 2799-nucleotide messenger RNA. NCBI's taxonomy places the organism in Eukaryota, Viridiplantae, Streptophyta, Magnoliopsida, Rosales, Rosaceae. The record is from the annotation of a GenBank genome assembly.
AUGGUUCGUCGAGAGGCUCAACGCCAGAUUACUAUGCUUGGAUUCGGCACCAAGAUUGGGGAACCUACUGUUGUGUUUGCUUCCAAAAACAUUGCUUUGGUUUCUCAGCGUACAGGGUUUGGCUCUUCUGAUGUUCCGCCUCGUCGUCUGACUUCUGCAGUAAAAGACAAACUGAAGUGUGAUCACUGUGGUGAAAAGAGACAUACUAUAUACACCUGUUGGGCAUUACAUGGCGUACCAGAUUGGGAGAAGGAGCAGAGGCGUUUAAAAAAGGAACAACUGGACAGCAAAGCUCAUGUGGCUGUUGCCCCCAAUUCUGUGGCUGACAUCACCACUAGGCACGACCACCUUACUGCUACUCCUCCACCGACUUUGACCGCCAUCUCAAGCACUCCAACACUUCCGCCUUCGGGAGCUACUGACCAUAUGACAUAUAAUUCUGCUUUAUUCUCUACUACUCUUCCGCCUCAUCGUGAUCAUGUUCUGACUGCUAAUAAUGAUGUUGCUCUUGUCACGGGGGCUGGUUCUAUACUCUUGACACCUGUUUUACCAUUGGACAAAGUGUUACUGGAUAUCCAGACUCGGGAGAUCUUUGGUCGUGGUACUAAAAAAGAUGGGCUUUAUUAUGCGGAUGAUGUGGCAACUAGUCGGGUUCUUUGUGCUGGUAGCGCCGAAACUUCUCAACAUCGCCGGAUUUGGUUGCUACGUUACCAAUUUGGUCAUGCCUCAUUUGGAUAUUUACGGCUUUUGUUUCCUGCAUUAUUUAGUGGUGUCAAUGAGUCUGAUUUCCAAUGUCAGACUUGUAUUUUAGCUAAGAGUCAUCGGGUAUCCUACCCUCCAAGUUGUAAUAAACGGCUUAUGCCAUUUGGUUUAGUUCAUUCUGAUGUUUGGGGACCUUCCCCAGUUUCUACAACCUUGGGAGUUCAUUGGUUUGUGUUAUUUGUGGAUGAUUGCACUCGUAUGAUGUGGUUAUAUGGGAUGAAAAAUAAAAGUGAUGUGGUCGAAAUUUUUCAGCGUUUCAAUCAUAUUAUUCAGACUCAAUUUAUGCUCCCUAUCAAGAUUUUUCAAUCUGAUAAUGGUGGAGAAUUUGUUAAUUCGGCGUUAUCCCAUUUUUUUCACACUAACGGAGUACUCCAUGAGACUACUUGCCCUCAAACACCACAACAGAAUGGGGUUGCUGAACGUAAAAAUGGGCAAAUCCUUACUACUGCCCUUGCUCUGCUACUUGGUGCGUCAGUUCCAAAGCGGUUCUGGAUGGAUGCUGUUACCUAUGCAGUCUAUCUCUUGAAUCGUCUACCUUCACGAGUUUUGGAUUUUCAAACUCCUAUGCAAAAAGGUUACCGAUGCUAUCAUCCUGCAACCCGAUGUCUAUAUGUCUUUAUGGAUGUUACCUUUGUUGAGGAUGAAAUGUUCUUCUCUGAUACACCCGAGCAUGUUCUUCAAGGAAAAACUAGUAGUGAAGGACAUAGCUGGCUAGAUUUACAAAGGGGAGAAGUAUUGGAUAGUUUGAUACAAAGGAAAGAACUGAUUGAACCUGCUGAACCUGCUACACCAGCAGAACUUGCUACACUAGCUGAACCUGCUAUUUUAACUGAUGUCACUACUAUCACUGAAUCGAUUGCCCCUCAUGAAGCUUCUCUAAUAGGACCCGAUCAAGCUCCCCUGGAUAUUCCUAAGGUAAGUGCUUCUACUCAUACUUCUGAUAAUUCUUAUGUUUUACCGCCUAGACGGAACCGUGGGGUUCCACCUGAUCGUUACUCACCAAAAGGCAAAGCGAGAUAUGCUAUUGCCCAGUAUGUGUCUGAUCACAGGUUAUCUCCUGAGUGCAAAGCGUUUGUGACCAGAAUGGAUAAUAUUAAAAUUCCAACCCGUGUUGAGGAGGCAUUUAAUGAUCCAAAAUGGGUGUUUACAGUUAAAUAUAAUGUAGAUGGUACUGUGGAGAGGUACAAGGCAAGAUUAGUAGCUAAAAGGUUCACUCAGACAUAUGGAGUUGAUUAUCAUGAUACUUUUGCACAUGUGGCUAAGAUGAAUACUGUCAGAGUUUUGUUGUCCUUAACAGUAAACUUGGAUUGGACCCUUGGGCAAUUUGACGUAAAAAAUGCAUUCUUACAUGGUGAACUAGAAGAAGAAGAAGUGUACAUGAGUUUUCCACCAGGAUAUAGGGUUAUCGGUGAAACGGGGAACGUGUGCAAAUUGAAAAAGGCGUUGUAUGGGUUAAAGCAGUCUCCUCAAGCAUGGUUUGGCAGAUUUACCAUAGCUAUGAAGAAGUUUGGUUAUCGACAGGCUAAUACUGAUCAUACUCUAUUCAUUAAACAUAGGGCUGGUAAGGUGACUUCGUUGAUUAUUUAUGUUGAUGAUAUGAUUGUGACUGGAGUUGAAGUCACUCGAUCUAAACAUGGCUUAUUUCUUUCACAAAGGAAGUAUGUCAUGGACCUGCUAGUAGAUACUGGAAUGCUUGACUGUAAACCAACUGAUACACCUAUUGUUGAGAAUCAUAAACUUGGUGUUUAUGUGGAUCAGGUCUCAACUAACAGAGAAAGAUAUCAAAGGUUAGUUGGGAGAUUGAUUGAUUUAUCAUUGACACGCCCUGAUAUUGCCUAUGCUGUAAGCGUUGCUAGCCAAUUUAUUCAUUCACCUAGUAAGGAUCAUAUGGCUGCUAUGAUGCGUAUUCUGAGUUAUUUAAAGUCGGCUCCUGGGAGAGGUUUAUUAUUUAAGAAAAAUGGUCACUUGGAUCUGGAAGGUUACACUGACACAAAUUAUGCCGGGAAUAUUACAGAUAGACGUUCUACAUCAAAGUAA